AAAUGAUCAUGAGCUCGACCUCAUCUAUAAAACCUUGCCUUAACCGGGGCUUCUCAGACUCGUCCAACUGACCGGUCAAAUUCCCCAACGCCACGCGGUCUUUUUGCCACAGCUGAAGAAACUACACUUCUGUCUUCUCCUCCCGCGCCUGCUCUGCUCAUGGCCGGUCGACGCCUCCAAUGGUCGGCAGCCGCGCUCCUCCUGCUCUUCCUUGUCGCCGGGGCCGGAGCGGCGGCGGCGGGGACCGGGCGCAGGGAGGUGGUGACCUCGCCGCACGGCGCCGUGGCGGCGGACGACGGCCGGUGCUCGAGGAUCGGGCGUGACGCACUCCGCGCCGGCGGCACCGCCGUGGACGCCGCCGUGGCCACGUCCCUCUGCGUCGGCGUCGUCAGCCCCGCGUCGAGCGGCGUCGGCGGGGGCGCGUUCAUGCUCGUCAGGCUCGCGGACGGCACCGCCGUCGUCUACGACUCCCGCGAGACCGCGCCGCUGGCCGCCUCAAAGGACAUGUACGGUGGCAACACGACGCUGAAAGCAAGGGGCGCGCUCUCCAUCGGGGUCCCGGGGGAGAUCGCGGGUCUCUACGAGGCAUGGAAGCGCCACGGCAAGCUCCCGUGGAAGCAGCUGGUGAUGCCGGCCGCGAAGCUCGCCAGUGCGUUCAGGGUGUCGCCGUACUUGCGGAUGCAGAUGGAGGCGACCAGAGCUGGCAUCCUCGCAAAUGCCGGGAUCCGGACCGUGUACACCGGCUCCAACGGGGACAUCCUCAAGGUCGGCGACUUGUGCCGCAACGAUAAGCUCGCCAGGACGCUCCGGGCCGUCGCGCGGAGAGGGCCCGGCUUGUUCUACAGGGGCUCGGUGGCGAGAAGACUGGUGAAGGAUGUGAGGGAAGCUGGUGGGAUCAUGACGAUGGAGGAUUUGAAGAAGUAUCAGGUUAAGGUGCGGCGCCCACUCUCGCAGCGUGUCAUGGGGCUCACCGUGCUGAGCAUGCCUCCUCCUUCUGCUGGUGGCGCCGGGCUCAUGCUAGUUUUGAACAUCCUUGCUCAGUAUGGAAUUUCUGGCGUUUCUGGCUCUCCUGGGAUUCAUCGCAUUGUAGAAUCCUUGAAACAUUACAUGGCUAUAAAGAUGAACCUUGGAGAUCCGGACUUUGUUAAUGUUAGUGAUGUUAUCUCUGAUAUGCUUUCUCCCAAGUUUGCUGCUGAGCUGAAGAGAACGAUUUAUGAUAACAUGACAUUUUCCCCUCAACAUUAUGGUGGAAGGUGGAACAUCCUUCAGGACCAUGGAACCAGCCACCUGUCAGUGGUCGACGGCGAGAGAAACGCCGUCUCCAUGACAAGUACUGUCAACUCCUAUUUCGGGUCCCUGAUCCUGUCCCCGAGCACAGGUGUUCUGCUCAACAACGAGAUGGACGACUUCUCCAUGCCGGCCAACACCUCUGCCAACUCUCCACCGUCAGCUCCCGCCAAUUUCGUCAGCCCUCUGAAACGCCCUCUCUCUUCCAUGUGCCCGACCAUCGUUCUCAAGGAUGGGAAGCUGAAGGCUGUGGUCGGUGCCAGCGGUGGAAGCAUGAUUCCUGCCGGGACGCUCGAGGUGUUCCUCAACCACUUUGCUAAGAAAAUGGAUCCAUUGUCUUCUGUCAUGGCGCCGCGGGUUUACCACCAGCUGAUUCCGAACGUGGUUCAGUACGAGAACUGGACGACGGUGAGCGGCGACCACUUCGAACUCGACGCAGCGACGAGAGCUGACCUGCGGAAGAAAGGCCACGUCCUGGCGCCGCUCGCCGGGGGAACCAUAACUCAACUCUUGGUGCACAAUAUCGAGACCCGCGGGGACCUCACCGCCGUGAGCGACCCGAGGAAAGGCGGCUUCCCGGCGGGCUACUGAACUUCCUUUUUUAAAUUUCGUUUUUCUUAGGGAAGACGUACUACAAGAUGCUGUCCCAGAGAGUUCGUCCGCGUGCUACACGUGCUAUUCUUGUAUUGGUUCAUGGAGUUCAUUUACUCCAUACUCCAGAAGCAAAUACUUGUCCAAUAUUCUGUACAGGGUCUGUCUAUACACUAGGCGCUGUCUAUACACUAGGCGCCUGUUUUUCAUAACAAAACAGACGCCUAUUUUGAGAAACAAAACCAGUCGCCUGGUUUCUGACACAAAAGCAGGCGACUAUUAGUUGA
Messenger RNA from Brachypodium distachyon (stiff brome), 2165 nucleotides. Its product is annotated as glutathione hydrolase 1. The record is from RefSeq and is a predicted model, not a curated record. Gene Ontology annotation, molecular function: glutathione gamma-glutamate hydrolase. The transcript has 7 exons. Lineage: Eukaryota; Viridiplantae; Streptophyta; Magnoliopsida; Poales; Poaceae. Gene Ontology annotation, biological process: glutathione catabolic process. The coding region runs from base 160 to 1878 and encodes 572 amino acids. Gene Ontology annotation, cellular component: plasma membrane.